ACUGUGCUUAGGUUCCCACCGGGUCGGAUCGGGUCAACUCGGAUCGGGUCGGAUCAUUUAUAAGAGCGAAAUCACUCACUCGCUCUCUGACAUAUCUCUCUCUCUUUCCAACUUUCUCUCUGCUGUUUGAAGUGUGUCUCCUAGACAGCGAUGGAACUGCGCCGGGCUAUUUUAAUGCCACGGAAAGCGAACUGAGACUGGUUUUUUUCCCCUUAUCUUCUUUCUUCCUCCUCUCCACUAAGAUCUCGUGAGAAAAGUUUCGCUUCUGGGGAUUCUGCUUUGGUGGGUUGCUGAGGAAGUUCUUGCAGCUCAAGGUCCAAUGCGUGCGUGUAGGGCUUUUGUUGUUCGUGCUUUGAUGGCGUGGACAGCUGGAUUGGGGUUCUGAGAAAUGGGUUUUUGUCGGUUUCUUGUUUUCUGGGUUUUUCUCGAGGAUUUUCUAGAAGGCUUCCUCUGAUUUUACGGUGGGAAAAUGGUGUGAAUUUUAGGAAGGUAUAAGAAAGAGAUGGUGAACAACAAGCUUGUGGUGUUGGAGCUGAAGGUGUAUAGCUUCUGUAGUUGCUGGAAGUGAGGAAGUGAUUGUACGGAAAUUAGGGUUUUGCUGAUUUCAGCUCAGUAUUUUUUGGUUUCCGGAAAGGAAAAUUUGGGGUUUCAUUCUCUGACAUGAAGCUUUCAACAUCUGGGUUGGGUCAACAGGGUCAUGAAGGGGAGAAGAAGUGUCUGAACUCUGAGCUAUGGCAUGCAUGUGCUGGACCACUGGUUUCUCUUCCAUCUUCUGGAAGCCGUGUUGUCUACUUCCCACAGGGUCACAGCGAACAGGUUGCUGCUACAACUAAUAAGGAAGUUGAUGGUCACAUACCCAAUUACCCAAGCCUACCACCCCAGCUGAUUUGCCAGCUCCAUAAUGUUACUAUGCAUGCUGAUGUUGAGACGGACGAAGUGUAUGCUCAAAUGACACUUCAACCAUUGACACCGGAAGAGCAAAAGGAAACAUUUGUACCGAUCGAGCUGGGAAUCCCUAGUAAGCAACCUAGCAAUUACUUCUGCAAGACAUUGACGGCUAGUGAUACCAGUACUCAUGGAGGAUUUUCUGUCCCUAGACGUGCUGCUGAGAAAGUUUUUCCUCCAUUGGAUUACUCACAGCAGCCGCCCGCCCAAGAAUUGAUUGCAAAGGAUCUCCACGAUGUUGACUGGAAGUUUAGGCAUAUCUUUCGGGGACAGCCCAAACGGCAUCUUCUUACUACUGGAUGGAGCGUCUUUGUCAGUGCCAAGCGACUAGUUGCCGGAGAUUCUGUUAUUUUCAUCAGGAACGAAAAGAAUCAACUCCUUUUGGGCAUUCGUCGUGCCAUUCGGCCACAAACAAUUAUACCGUCAUCCGUUCUAUCUAGUGAUAGCAUGCAUAUUGGACUUCUUGCUGCUGCUGCACAUGCCGCCUCAACAAAUAGCUGUUUUACGGUUUUCUAUCAUCCGAGGGCUAGCCCAUGUGAGUUUGUCAUAUCGCUUUCCAAGUACAUUAAAGCCGUUUUUCACACGCGAAUUUCAGUUGGGAUGCGUUUUCGCAUGCUCUUUGAAACAGAAGAGUCAAGUGUUCGUAGGUACAUGGGCACGAUAACUGGUAUCAGUGAUUUGGAUCCUGUUCGUUGGCCAAACUCUCAUUGGAGGUCUGUGAAGGUUGGCUGGGAUGAAUCAACCGCCGGGGAGAGACAGCCAAGAGUUUCUCUAUGGGAGAUUGAGCCUCUUACCACAUUUCCCAUGUAUCCAUCACUGUUUCCCCUUAGGCUGAAGCGUCCUUGGCAUGCUGGACCAUCAUCUCUUCACGAUAACAGAGGUGACCUAACGAGUGGUCUAUCGUGGCUUAGGGGUGGAGCUGGAGAGCAGGGUUUGCUUCCUCUGAAUUUCCCGUCUGUCGGUAUGUUUCCAUGGAUGCAACAGAGGCUGGAUCUUAGUCUACUCGGACCUACCGAUCAUAAUCAGCAGUAUCAAGCCUUGUUGGCUGCCGGUUUUCAGAAUAUGGGAGGUGGAUAUCCUCCAAGGCAACAGCUUGUCCAGCUGCAAGAGCCUCACCACCCGUAUCUUCAACAAUCAGGUGGCCACAAUUCAGAUUUGCUACUUCAGCAACAGCAGCAAGCAUCUCAACAGCAAUUUCCACGUCAUCUCCUGGAGGGUCAAACCCCGACGCUGACCGAGAAUCUUCCCCAUCAAAAUACGCGUCAAGAUGUUAGUAACCAACCCGCCGGGCAGCCUCAGCAACCCGACCAUUCGUAUCUGAACGCUUUCAAACUUCAAAACGGUCAUCUCCAACAAUGGCAGCAACCAGACGUGCCUUCGGCUUCAUUCAUGAAAGCGGGUUUUGCAACAACAGCUAGUCGGAUACAGCAGAAUUCAGCGGCCCCUUCCAGUUCUGCUGAUGGUAGCAAUCUCUUGAAUUUCUCGAUAACGGGUGAGCCUUUAAUGGCUGAGCAAUUACCAUCACAGGUAUGGUCUCCUAAACACGCCCACUCUGCAGCUACCACUUUUUCUGAACCAUUGCCGCUUCAACAAGGAGGAUACACCGGGAAAAGUACCGCCCUGGAACCAGGAAAUUCCAACCCGAAUUCCCAGAAUCCUUCCAUCUUCGGCGUUGAUACCGACUCUGGACUCUUCCUCCCGACCACUGUUCCCCGUUAUGCUACAUUGUCAGCAGAUGCUGACACUUCUUCAAUGUCGGUAACGGAUUCCGGAUUCCAGAACUCCUUAUACAGCUGCAUGCAAAAUGCUCCUGAGUUAUUGCAUGGAGCUGGGGACAUCAACACAUCGAACCAGACCGAGAACUUUGUUAAGGUUGUGUAUAAAUCUGGAUCGGUGGGGCGGUCACUGGACAUAUCCCGAUUCAGCAGCUAUCACGAGCUGCGGGAAGAGUUGGGAAAGAUGUUUGGAGUGGAGGGAUUGUUGGAAGACCCUCUUAGAUCAGGCUGGCAGCUUGUAUUUGUGGACAAGGAGAAUGAUAUACUUCUCCUUGGCGACGACCCUUGGGAGUCAUUUGUGAAUAAUGUAUGGUACAUAAAGAUACUAUCGCCGGAAGAUGUGCAGAAGAUGGGCGAAAAUGGCGUCGGAUCCUUCCCGCAGAACCCGAACCAUCCCUAAUGUAGACCCCAACCCCGAUCUUCCGAAGUGUAUCUGUAUCUGCCCCAUAUCUUCUCUUAUUUGGACAUAACAUGAAACAGCAAAGAUGGUUUUUGUAUUCAGAAUCCUUCAAAACAUUUUAGGGCUAAAUGAGUUGUGUUGUAUGGACACUGUAUCUGAACUUAGAAGAUAACACCCAAUGGGGUAUUUGCUUCUGUCAUGCUAUUAACACUGGGAAACAAUAUGGUUUUGUACCCUACUUGUCUGUCAUCGAGCAAAUUGAACAGCCUCCUCAUAGUUGGUUGCU
Messenger RNA from Tarenaya hassleriana, 3406 nucleotides. RefSeq names its product auxin response factor 8-like. Gene Ontology annotation, cellular component: nucleus. NCBI's taxonomy places the organism in Eukaryota, Viridiplantae, Streptophyta, Magnoliopsida, Brassicales, Cleomaceae. Gene Ontology annotation, biological process: response to hormone; regulation of DNA-templated transcription. The transcript has 15 exons. Gene Ontology annotation, molecular function: protein binding; DNA binding. Bases 661 to 3120 code for a protein of 819 amino acids. The record is from RefSeq and is a predicted model, not a curated record.